CAUUCAGACAUUCUACAAUCCUCCUCUUGAUAGAGACUAAUCAUAAGACUUUGCUUUUGUGAUAAUCCCAUUAUCUUUCUCCAAGAACAACCUCACAUUUCCUUCAAUUCCAUAACCUCCAGUCAAAAUGGCACCAGCCAUUGGUAUCGAUCUGGGUACAACCUACUCGUGUGUAGGCAUCUUCCGAGAUGACCGCAUCGAAAUCAUUGCCAAUGACCAAGGCAACCGAACAACUCCCUCCUUCGUGGCCUUCACAGACACCGAGCGUCUCAUUGGUGAUGCUGCAAAGAACCAAGUCGCUAUGAACCCUGCCAACACUGUUUUCGACGCCAAGCGAUUGAUUGGCCGGAAAUUCAGUGAUCCUGAGGUUCAGGCUGACAUGAAGCAUUUCCCCUUCAAGGUCAUCGACAAGGGCGGCAAACCAGUCAUUGAAGUCGAAUUCAAGGGCGAAACAAAACAAUUCACACCAGAAGAGAUCUCCUCGAUGGUCUUGACAAAGAUGAGAGAGACCGCUGAAUCAUAUCUCGGCGGCACUGUCAACAACGCCGUCGUCACAGUCCCUGCCUACUUCAACGACAGUCAAAGACAGGCGACAAAAGACGCCGGCCUCAUUGCCGGUCUCAACGUCCUCCGUAUCAUCAACGAACCCACCGCAGCUGCCAUUGCCUAUGGUCUUGAUAAGAAGACCACUGGCGAGCGCAAUGUCCUCAUCUUCGAUCUUGGUGGUGGUACCUUCGAUGUCUCCCUCUUGACCAUCGAAGAGGGUAUCUUUGAAGUCAAGUCGACCGCUGGUGAUACUCACUUGGGUGGUGAGGACUUCGACAAUCGUCUGGUCAACCACUUCGUGAAUGAAUUCAAGCGGAAACAUAAAAAAGACUUGAGCUCCAACUCCCGUGCUCUUCGACGUCUCCGAACCGCUUGCGAGCGUGCCAAGCGCACCCUUUCCUCCUCAGCUCAGACCUCCAUUGAGAUCGACUCGCUGUAUGAGGGCAUCGAUUUCUACACCUCCAUCACUCGUGCUCGUUUCGAGGAACUCUGCCAGGACCUCUUCCGCUCCACCAUGGAGCCAGUCGAGCGUGUCCUGCGCGACGCCAAGAUCGACAAGUCCUCCGUUCACGAGAUCGUUUUGGUGGGUGGUUCUACCCGUAUCCCCAGAAUCCAGAAGCUCGUCUCCGACUUCUUCAACGGCAAGGAGCCCAACAAGUCGAUCAACCCUGACGAGGCUGUCGCCUACGGUGCUGCCGUCCAGGCCGCUAUCCUGUCUGGUGAUACCUCAUCCAAGUCGACCAGCGAAAUCUUGCUCCUCGACGUUGCUCCGCUGUCCAUCGGUAUCGAGACUGCUGGUGGUGUCAUGACUCCUUUGAUCAAGAGAAACACCACCAUUCCAACCAAGAAGUCCGAAACAUUCUCGACUUUCUCCGACAACCAACCUGGUGUGCUCAUUCAAGUCUACGAGGGUGAGCGUGCUCGCACCAAGGACAACAACCUGCUCGGCAAGUUUGAAUUGUCUGGCAUUCCUCCUGCUCCUCGUGGUGUGCCUCAAAUCGAGGUUACCUUCGAUGUCGAUGCCAACGGUAUCAUCAACGUCUCUGCUGUAGAGAAGGGUACCGGCAAGUCAAACAAGAUCGUCAUCACCAACGACAAGGGUCGUCUGUCCAAGGAGGAGAUUGAGCGUAUGCUUGCUGAAGCCGAGAAGUACAAGGCCGAGGAUGAGGCUGAGGCUGGCCGUAUCUCCGCCAAGAAUGGUCUCGAAUCCUACGCCUACUCGCUCAAGAACACUCUCUCAGACUCCAAGGUUGACGAGAAGCUUGAUGCUUCCGACAAGGAGAAGCUCAAGGCUGAAAUCGACAAGACCAUCUCUUGGUUGGACGAGAACCAGACUGCCACCAAGGAAGAGUAUGAGGCUCAACAGAAGGAGCUCGAGGGCGUCGCGAAUCCGAUAAUGUUGAAAUUUUAUGGAAAUUCGGAUUCGAUGCCGGGUGGUAUGCCUGGUGGCGGCAUGCCAGGCGGACCUGGUGGCUUCCCUGGCGCCGGUGGUGCUGGUGGUGCUGGUGGUCAUGGUGGCGAUGAUGGCCCAACUGUCGAGGAGGUUGACUAAAUGUCUCGAGAAACUAUCGACAAAAGCACUGAGCGGUUGUUCUUUCAUGUCAAUCAUACCGGCGUUGGCGUUUUCACAUGGAAAAAUUGGGAUGAUACCUCCUGCAUGGACAUAGAAUUUCAGCAUGACUUGAUAAUGAUCAUGGGAUGUUUCUCUGCAGAAGAUGAACAGAGAGAAGAUGAUUGAGGCUUAGUUAGCAGUUUCAAUGAACAUCAUUCAAAAUAUUAAA
Exophiala xenobiotica is the source of this 2327-nucleotide messenger RNA. Its product is annotated as hsp72-like protein. Gene Ontology annotation, biological process: protein refolding; vesicle-mediated transport; cellular response to unfolded protein. The record is from RefSeq and is a predicted model, not a curated record. The transcript is spliced from 3 exons. NCBI's taxonomy places the organism in Eukaryota, Fungi, Ascomycota, Eurotiomycetes, Chaetothyriales, Herpotrichiellaceae. Gene Ontology annotation, cellular component: cytoplasm; plasma membrane; nucleus. Gene Ontology annotation, molecular function: ATP binding; misfolded protein binding; ATP hydrolysis activity. The coding region runs from base 128 to 2098 and encodes 656 amino acids.